This is a messenger RNA of Striga hermonthica, 1380 nucleotides long. The record is from the annotation of a GenBank genome assembly. Lineage: Eukaryota; Viridiplantae; Streptophyta; Magnoliopsida; Lamiales; Orobanchaceae.
AUGGCGGGCAUAAACUCCGCCAGCAAAAGCUCCAGAUUCUCCUCUUCCCAGUCCUACAGCCACGCUACCUGCACCCGCACCCACCAGAUCGCCGCCCUUGCACUGGUUUCUGUCACUUUCUUUCUCACCAGGCUCUCCGACCGCUCCCUCGGCCCCUGCCCCUCAUCCCACAGCGAUUCAUUUUCCGAUUCGGGCCGAACCAGCCCUCCGGGCGACGUCUUUCGCUUCGGGCUGUAUGGGAGCCACCUGAAUUUGAAGAUCUACGUGUACGAUGAGGACGAGAUCGAGGGUCUGAAGCUGCUGAUGUACGGGCGCGAGAGGAAGAUAUCGGCCGACGCUUGCGUAAAAGGCCAGUGGGGCACUCAGGUUAAAAUACAUAGGUUACUUUUGCAAUCAACAUAUCGAACCAGAAAGAAAGAGGAAGCUGAUCUGUUCUUCGUGCCAUCUUAUGUUAAAUGUGUUCGUAUGAAGGGUGGAUUGAAUGAUAAAGAAAUCAACCAAACUUAUGUAAAGGUUUUAAGUCAAAUGCCAUAUUUCAGGUUAUCGGGUGGCCGCAACCAUAUUUUCGUUUUCCCAAGUGGUGCUGGAGCUCAUUUGUUCAAGUCGUGGUCGACGUAUAUAAAUCGUUCUAUAAUUUUGACUCCAGAGGGAGACCGCACAGAUAAACGAGACACCAGUGCCUUCAAUACAUGGAAAGAUAUAAUCAUACCUGGUAAUGUUGAUGAUGGAAUGACAUCAUCACACAAGUCUCGGCUAGUUGACCCUUUGCCUUUAUCAAGGAGGAAAUAUUUGGCUAAUUAUUUAGGCCGGGCACAAGGAAAAACAGGUCGUUUGAAACUGAUCGAUCUUGCAAAGCAAUAUCCUGAUAAGUUGGAAUCUCCAGAGUUGAAAUUCAGUGGGCCCGGUAAACUGGGGAGGACAGAGUAUUUUCAGCAUCUCCGCAAUGCGAAGUUCUGCUUGGCCCCACGUGGAGAAUCAUCGUGGACCCUUCGCUUUUACGAGUCAUUUUUUGUGGAGUGUGUUCCGGUAAUCUUAUCCGAUCAAGUGGAAUUACCUUUCCAAAAUGUGGUCGAUUACAGCCAAAUCUCAAUUAAGUGGCCGUCAACUCGUAUAGGAACCGAGCUUUUGGAUUACUUAGGAUCAAUUCCAGAUAAAACCAUAGAGGAGAUGAUUGCUAGGGGCAGGCGAGUGCGGUGCUUAUGGGUGUAUGCUCCCGAAUCCGAACCUUGCUCGGCUUUUGGUGGAAUCUUGUGGGAACUUCAAAAGAAGGUGAGGCUAUUCCAUCAGUCGGCCGAGACAUUUUGGCUGCACAACGGGUCGAUUGUGAACCGAGAUUUAGUAGAGUUCGGAAAAUGGAAACCACCAAUGCCUUUGCCUUAG